Molecule: messenger RNA, 600 nt
Organism: Rubroshorea leprosula
Lineage: Eukaryota; Viridiplantae; Streptophyta; Magnoliopsida; Malvales; Dipterocarpaceae
Source: the annotation of a GenBank genome assembly
AUCGAUCAAUAUUCUUCAUCUUCAUCAAACAACCAAACCCACAAAAAAAAAAAAAAAGAAAUUUUUUUACCCCUGGGUUUGAGAAGAAACCCAAGGCCUAAGUUUGAAAGAAACCCAAGGCCUGGGUUCUCGAAGGAACCCAAGCGCUUGGGUUCGAGACGGAACCUAGUUCUUGGGUUCCAUCAAACCCAGGUGUUGGGUUUGAUGGAACCUAGCGGCAGCUACUGGUUCAAUUUGCCCUCUGCUCUUCUAGGGUUCAAAAGGGAAGAAGGGGGAGAAGAUAGUGAAUUUGGGCAUAAGAGGAGUAUGGUUUUUGAUCCAUUCUCGAUGGUGGAUUUUGAUGGAUUUCUUGAUGGUGGUUCAUAGCUAGGCCGUCCCAACUGUUACGAGUGUUUUGCUUUGGUUGUUGAUUUACCGUAGUUUGAGCUAUGGUCUUCAGGGUGAUACUGAUUGUUUGAAGAGCAUAAAAGAUUCUCUAGAGGACCCUUCUUGGUUACUCGAUCCUACAUGGAACUUCAACAACAACAUUGAAGGGUUUAUUUGUAGAUUUACAGGUAUUGAAUGCUGGCACCUAGAUGAGAAUAAAGUUUUGAACAUUCA